CCGUAAAAAUGAACACUGUUGCAUUGUGGGACGAUGAUUGACGCGGCGGCCAUUUUCCCGCUGGACGCUGCUUCCCAUUGUGGAUACGAAGAAGAAAAUAGAGACAAGCGAAACAUUUCCCACGACUUCUACUCACUUCUCCGCUCGGUGAUCUGUCGUAGCCAUGGCCCGUACCAAGCAGACUGCCCGUAAGUCCACUGGAGGCAAAGCUCCACGUAAGCAGCUGGCCACCAAGGCUGCUCGUAAGAGCGCACCUUCCACUGGUGGAGUCAAGAAGCCCCAUCGCUACAGGCCUGGUACUGUGGCUCUGCGUGAGAUCCGUCGUUACCAGAAGUCCACUGAGCUGCUGAUCCGCAAGCUGCCCUUCCAGCGUCUGGUGAGAGAGAUCGCCCAGGACUUCAAGACUGACCUGCGUUUCCAGAGUGCAGCCAUCGGAGCUCUGCAGGAGGCCAGCGAGGCCUACCUGGUGGGUCUGUUUGAGGACACCAACCUGUGCGCCAUCCACGCCAAGCGUGUCACCAUCAUGCCCAAAGACAUCCAGCUGGCACGUCGCAUCCGUGGAGAGCGUGCUUAAAAUGCACUCUCUUCCUCUCGAUCUUUCUCCUUUUCACCUCCUUCUGUCUUUCCUUCAUCUCUCCACCUCUCCGUCCCUGUGCCCCUGGCCUCCCCCUCUCUCCUUUCUCCCUGUGUUAGUAGUGUGUAGAGGAAAACUGAUUAUAUUAUAAUUAAAGUGUAUAGUCGUGUUUUUCUUAGUGCUCUCGGCAGCAGACUUCUAGGUACUCUCUUUUUGUGCAUGUACCGUGUCUUUGGUGAUGAGGUCCCCCUCAAGCACACGUUUCCUAGUUUCCAUCGUUCCUGCGGACAGCAUGAGGAAAACAGUGGAACUGGAACAGUGCAUUUAGGAGGGACAGACACUGGGAGAGGACAGGUAUUUAUCUGCUGCGGAGGAUUCUGCUCUCAUCUGUGCAGCAGGGUGCUAGAAGAACACACCCGUCCUCUUCUGUUUCCACUUCUUUGCCUCCACUCAGACACAGGCUGGCGGAACCUGAGGCUGGAUUUGUCUGUCCCUGCGUGUGUGUCUGCCUGAGUGUUUGCCCUCAUCGCCACAGAAAAUUGUAUACAGUCCAUCAGCAACUUUGGAGAAGUUGAUUUGCUAUUAUCAUAUUCAUCAUUGCUGUCAUCCUUCAUUUUAGAUUUAUUUUCUUCCAAAUAAGCCUCACACAUGGGAUUUAAAAACAAAACAAAAAAGAACUUCAACAAUGUUUGUGGAUGAUACAGAGAUGGGGGGAUGAAUCGGAUUGAAAACCAGAGAACAAAAA
Messenger RNA from Salarias fasciatus (jewelled blenny), 1319 nucleotides. Its product is annotated as histone H3.3. NCBI's taxonomy places the organism in Eukaryota, Metazoa, Chordata, Actinopteri, Blenniiformes, Blenniidae. Bases 164 to 574 code for a protein of 136 amino acids. Gene Ontology annotation, cellular component: nucleosome. Gene Ontology annotation, molecular function: DNA binding; structural constituent of chromatin; protein heterodimerization activity. The record is from RefSeq and is a predicted model, not a curated record. The transcript is spliced from 4 exons.